Dracunculus medinensis (Guinea worm) is the source of this 390-nucleotide messenger RNA. The record is from the annotation of a GenBank genome assembly. Lineage: Eukaryota; Metazoa; Nematoda; Chromadorea; Rhabditida; Dracunculidae.
AUGACAUCAUUUUGGCUUUUACUGGCAACGAUUGUUUUGGGAUUAUUAAUAUAUCUUAUUUAUUCGUCGACUUCGAAAGAACCAGCAAAAAUUGGUGGCGAAGAAAUACCAUCUUCGAUUCUGUAUGCAAUCGCUGUUUUUGUUACAAUGCCACUAUUCGUAUUUGCUCAUAUUGGGUAUAUCGUAUACUGCGCAGCUGGAAUAAGUAUGAUUAUUGUUGGUACACAUGCCAGCUUUUUUGGGCCAACAUCAAAUGUGAAAGAGAUUGAAGCACAACCACGGAAUAUGGCAUCAAUCGCUAUUAUAGUAACGGAAGACACAAAUUCUGAACCAAGCAUGAAAGAAGAAACCAGCGCAAUAAAUCAUGUGCGAUUUGAAGAUUACCACUGA